UGUCCAGGAGCAUGUCGACUCGAAUCGCCAGACCAUAAAGGAUAAAACCAGAAAGUAUACUAAAAGUAUCCAUAAUCAAAACCCAGAAACCAUGCUUACUCGCAACGUGGCUGCGCCGCCGUCUUCUCUAUGCCCAAUUCUUUCCCAUGACUGGCAUUUCCAAGUAUCUGAUCAGCUUUUGUUUCCCCACAACUUAAACCCAAAUCUCAAUCGUGCAACCAGAAAGAUUAAGGGAUUCCGACUCAAGGCAAACUUUUGGGAGUCCAUCAGAUCUGGAAUUUUGAAGAACAACGCAACACAAAUCGUGGAACCACCCUCUACUCUCGAGGAAGAGGAAGAACCGGUGCCUGAAGAAUUUGUGCUUGUUGAAAAGUCUCAACCAGACGGAGAAGUUGAACAAAUAAUAUUCUCUUCUGGAGGAGAUGUGGAUGUCUAUGAGCUUCAAGCCCUAUGUGACAAGGUUGGCUGGCCAAGGAGACCAUUGUCAAAACUAGCCAUGGCUUUACAAAAUAGUUACAUGGUAGCCGCAUUGCAUUCGGUUAGGAAAUUUCCUGGUCAAGAAGGGAAUGAGGAAAAGAAGCUAAUUGGAAUGGCUCGUGCUACAUCCGAUCAUGCAUUCAAUGCUACAAUCUGGGAUGUUCUUGUUGAUCCUAACUAUCAGGGCCAAGGCCUUGGUAAGGCCAUGGUUGAAAAGAUGAUAAGGACUCUUCUACAGAGGGAUAUCGGUAAUAUAACACUUUUUGCCGACAGUAAAGUUGUAGAGUUCUAUCAGAACUUGGGUUUUGAACCUGAUCCGGAGGGCAUUAAAGGUAUGUUUUGGUAUCCAAGGUAUUGAUUGCCAUUUCGAUUACGAAAAGAAACCGAGCUCAAGGAGAGAGCUCACUGGUGGGGUUUAGAUGAGGGAAAUUAAUCAUACAUUUGUCACCUGAACUCCAAGUAAUCCGAUUUACUCUAGGGGAGGGCAUCUUUUACAGUAGUUUAUGACUCACUCAUUAUUAGACAACUCGAUGCAUGUGGGGAUUAUUGUUUUUAAAGGCACGAGUUUGGAUUCAA
Molecule: messenger RNA, 1053 nt
Organism: Hibiscus syriacus
Lineage: Eukaryota; Viridiplantae; Streptophyta; Magnoliopsida; Malvales; Malvaceae
Product: histone acetyltransferase TAP1-like
Exons: 8
Coding region: 92-835 (247 amino acids)
Cellular component (GO): cytoplasm
Molecular function (GO): N-acetyltransferase activity
Source: RefSeq, a predicted model, not a curated record